Larimichthys crocea (large yellow croaker) is the source of this 3423-nucleotide messenger RNA. It is a transcript of the gene ifrd2, whose product is annotated as interferon-related developmental regulator 2. The record is from RefSeq and is a predicted model, not a curated record. The transcript is spliced from 13 exons. The coding region runs from base 515 to 1879 and encodes 454 amino acids. NCBI's taxonomy places the organism in Eukaryota, Metazoa, Chordata, Actinopteri, Sciaenidae.
AGAACUAACCUGGCAACCCCGCUGCCGGUCUGUUCAGUAGUUACUGAGAGGAAGAUGGUGGACUUGAUGAUAGCAGCGUGCUCAAAACUCCGUCCCAAACACUUUGGCAAAUACUUAAUAUCUCAACCUGGUAUUAGAUAUAGAUUACCCGGGGACAAUCAUAGAUAAUACAUUCUGAAAAGCGUUGAGGAAAGUGACUUUUCCUGCCGCCGGACAACUCUUUAUCGCAAGAGUGAAGAAAGGAAAGCGGGGAGUCGCGCAGCGUGCUGCGGGUCGGUGGUGCUGGUAAACGGCGCUAGCCAAAGUGUCAACAAAACGAGUGGAAAGAAGGUUGAAUUGUGGGAGCUUUUUUUUUUUUUCUUCAAACCACGGAGACCAAUCAUCAACCCUGUGCUGCUGCUGCUGCCGCUGCUGCCGCCUUCACAGCAGCUGUCAAACCUGCGAGGACAAGACUUUGACAGGCUAACUGUAGCUGGCUAACCUGAGCUAGCUUUGUUGUGAACCGUGGAUCAAAAUGCCUCGGAGUAAAAAAGGGAAACGUGGCUCCGGCAAGCCGGGGUCCCUUCGUCAGGAGGUUCUCCAGCUGCAGCUGUCGGCUAAAGCCUCGCUGAAAGGUUUAAAAAAUGGUGUAAAAGGAGAGUCGGGCGCCAGCGAUGAUGAGCUGACGUCUGAUGUACUCAGCCACUACAGCAGUGCCAGCGAAACGACAUCCGUGCUGGAAGAAGGCACAGGAGGGGAGCAGGUGGAUGAGCAGACUGCACAGGAGGAAACCGAAGACAAACUCAAACAGUGUAUAGACAACCUGAUGGAUAAGAGCGCUAAGACACGUCUAGCAGGUCUCGAGUCGUUGCGACAGGCCUUCUCCUCAAGACUGCUGUACGACUUCCUGACCGAGAGACGCCUCACCGUCAGCGACUGCCUGGAAAGGAGCCUUAAAAAAGGCAGUGGAGAGGAGCAGGCAGCAGCAGCCACGGUCUUCUCCCUGCUCUGUAUCCAGCUGGGGGGUGGCGAUGAGGCAGAGGAGGGUUUCAAGAUGCUUCGGCCAAUCCUCACCGCCAUUCUGAUGGACAACAGCGCCAGCAUAGCAGCCCGCCAGAGCUGUGCCAGAGCUUUGGGGAUGUGCUGUUACGUCUCUGCUGCUGAAGACGGAGAGGACUUGAUCAAGUCACUGGCUCUUCUGGAGAGCGUGUUCAUGUCUUCCUACCCCAACAGAGAGGGAACACUGCCCACACCCAAACCCGGCACUUCAGGCCUCCACACCGCCGCCCUGCAGGCUUGGUCGCUGCUGGUCACCCUCUGUCCUGCUUCUAGACUGACUGUGCUGCUCGACCUUCACCUUCCCAAACUCCAGGCGUGUCUUGAGAGCAGUGAUGUCAACUAUAGGAUUGCAGUGGGAGAGACCAUCGCCCUGCUGGUGGAGCUGGGGCGGGAUAUAGAUGAGGGAUUCGAGGUGGACGACAGUGAGAGUUUGUGUCAGUGUCUGAAGAGUUUAGCCACAGAUGGCAACAAGCACCGAGCCAAGAACGACAGGCGGAAACAACGCUCCAUCUUUAGAGAGGUGCUACAUUACAUAGAGAACGAAGACUUCACAGAGGAGAAGAUCAGAUUUGGAGUAGAGGGCGUUUACAUCGACAGCUGGAUGAGGAGAAGAAUCUAUGAUGCCUUCAAAGAGAUCAUGGAGUCCGGCGUCCGACAUCAUCUACAGUUCAACCCACUACUGAGAGACAUCUUUGGCCUCGGCCCUCCACUCAUCCUGGACGCUACAGUCAAAGGCAACAAGAUCUCUCGAUUUGAGAAGCAUCUCUUCAACUCAGCUGCCUUCAAGGCCAGGACUAAACAGAGGAACAAAGUCAGGGACAAACGGGCCGACGUCAUGUAAGAGAAGGGCGAGGAUGGAGUACGAGUAAGCGAGGAACUCCCUGAGCUGCAUUGAGACUGAUGCAAAAUGAUGCCUUCAGCUGUCAGACACACAAAGACUCGACAAACUCUAAACAGGGCUUUUUCACUUGUGCAAAUUAUAAUCUCCAAAUAUUCAAGAUGGCAUUGAUAACAUUUACUCUUAGCUCCCACAGCCGAAGGUGAGAUUGCUCCUCAUAGCAGGCUCGUGCUUUUCACUCAUUUUUGCAUUAAAGUGGAUCCCAACUGUACGAUGCUAAACCUCUUUUAUGUGGGAUUAAAACAAUUACACAGGAGAGUAAACACAAGAAAUAUGAGGUCUUUUAUCCAUUUUAUCAAGAACAUACAGACAGUAAAGUAUUAAGUCUGUUUGAUUGUAGGAUCCAGAUAUUUUUAAACCUUUAUGGAGAUCAGUGAAAGCCUUCCAUGAAACUCUCUUUGGUGCUGAUGCAUAUUGUUUUUGAUACUCUUGAACUGCUGCUCUGUGGGUUGACAGUAAAAUCCAGUCCUUUUUUUAAAAAAAUCCUAAUUUCAGUAUCCACAUGAUGCCACUCUUCAAGGAACGUAAACCAGUCCUGAUUAAUCUCUGAAGUUUAAUGUUCGAGCAUCCAUGUCUAUAACAAAAAAAGCAAAAAAUAGAGCCAUGGAAAUAUUCUGUAAACUCUCCUCUGCUCUGGGACCCCCCAUGAUUCCUCGUUAUUCCCCUCAGUCGUCCUCUGUUUCUACACCCAGAGUGGCUCCUUCAGCUGCCAAACCAGAAACUGACUUUACAAAACAAUGCAAGCUAAAAGAAAAUGUGUGUGGUGUUUUGCGUGAGUGUGUUUUAUUUGAAUUUUUAUUUAACAUCAUGAAAUAAAACACCAUAUAAACAAGAAGAUGCCUGAUUAAAAUAAGAAAACAAAGAGUUAAUGUUGUCAUCUUUGUAUUACAACUUUUUUGAGAGGAAAAAUACGUUUUAACCUUUUCUGGUGGGUAAUUGUAUUUGACUUUCUAAUUUAUUAAAACAGCAGUACUGUGUGAUUUUUAAGGAAUUUAAAAAUGCUAAGAACUGUUUACAGACACAAUUAUGGGAUGAUGAUGAUGAUAAGAAUUUCUUUUUUCAUGUAUAUUUUUAAUGUGGGUUGGUGGGUCACACAAUCUAUCCAUGUGUAUGUACUGCAGAUCGACUGUACAUAGGGAUUUAUGGAAAGAUGUGUACUUGAAUCAUUAGAUAUUUUUGAAUGACUUUCCCUAUGAUGAGAAGUAAAUACAUACAGGCCACUAACCAGAGCUGCUGAUCAGAAGAGUUUGGUGUUGGUAACGGUGGUCAGGUUGGCAUCUAAAAUUCAGUCAACACUUUUACUGUUUUAUUGAUUAUAAUGAAUUGAAGCACAUUUAACAACUGUAAAUUUCAGUAACUUGGUAAAAACGUCAAAAUCAGCUGUCACGUUUUCCUGCCGCCUCACCAAACGGUGUUAUCAGUGGUUCUGGUGCUGCAGCACAUAGACGAACGAUGGAUCAAAUAUAAUAAAGAUUAUUUGAGCACUU